Molecule: messenger RNA, 309 nt
Organism: Caenorhabditis remanei
Lineage: Eukaryota; Metazoa; Nematoda; Chromadorea; Rhabditida; Rhabditidae
Exons: 1
Coding region: 1-309 (102 amino acids)
Source: RefSeq, a predicted model, not a curated record
AUGCCGCCAAAACGAAAAUCAACAACAAAAGAAACGACACAUGGCAGGAAAGAAAGAAAGUCGACGAAGAAGGAAUCAAGUCCAGAAAAUGAUUCAGAAGGCGAGGAAGGUAUUCCAUUCGACAAGAAAACUCUCCAGAGAAAUGUGAAGUUUGACUUCGAGAAGCUAAUGACGGAUCCUGUUUUUCAACAUCCAGAAUUCGUGGUCAAGAUGGAACCGGAAGAUUUAACAGUAGAGCAUUAUGAGAAAAAUGGCCUCGAAAAGCCAAUUCACUUCAGAUGUGAUCCGAAAAGGAUAGGAAUGAAGUAA